CUAGCACUAACCGGCACCCUCGAUCUUUAUCAAAUAUUUUAUUCUCACGGCGACAAACGGCAAGAGGCAUGUUUUGUUGUCGACCCCACUCUGGAUCGUAACUACGUACACACUCUCCUUGCCUAAUUUUCCGGCCCCAGGGCUGUCCGUCGCUCCUUUCAAAAUUAACGCUAUCAUCAUGCGUUUUCCUUCCUUAACAAUGUUAAGCUCUACUGCUCUUUUUCUCUUGCUGCUCGACGUCUGCUACGCCCAUCCCAGUCCCCGUCCACACGAUGAACACCUGGGACCGUGGCAACGACACGCCGCCCGUGACAUGCGCCGCCGCUCGUCGUUCCAUGUUGGCGGAAGCAAUGAAGGUCAUCUGAAGAAACGCGGUUCUUUCACGUAUUACGAAGUGGGACUAGGUGCCUGUGGUGGCACGAAUGUUGCCAGUGACUAUAUCGUCGCCCUCAAUGCUGCUCAAUGGGACGGUGGCUCUCACUGCUACGAAUCUGUAACAAUCACCAUCAACGGGCAGUCGGUGCAGGCGCAGAUAGUUGAUGAGUGCCCAGGAUGCGGGUCGGGUGAUCUGGACUUUUCUCAAGGGCUUUUCCAGCACUUUGCUGAUACUAGUGUCGGUGUCCUCACUGGAUCUUUCUCCUUUGGAUCCGGCACGACGAGCUCGCAGGCGCCUACGACGACCCAGCAGCCUACCACUAGUUCAACAUCUACAUACACUCCGCCGAGCACCACGUCUACAAGUCAAUACACGCCCACGACUACGAGCACAAGUACGCCGCCGCCUACAACGUCUACCAGCAGUACCUCCAGUACUCCGUCGACCACAUUGACAAGCAGUAGCAGCAGUAGUAGCAGCAGCAGCAGCAGUACCCACAGCGCGCCUCUCACCUCUACAACAACCACUUCCUCUGAUUCUUAUGGCGGUCAACAAGUUCUGGAGCACAUGAAUGCCUUUGUGGUUCAACUAGCCGAGCUGGCAGUCUUAGGCGCCAAACAGCUUUGACAAGCGCAUUAGGGACCCAGGUGUUGGACAUAUAAAUUAUCAAAUAGAUACCCGUUCACGCGAUUCUGUUUUCCUCGGUUUGUUGUGGUAAUACAUGGCAUGGCUCUUUCGGAUACGUACUCCACGAGGACCAACUAUCCUACCGUGACCUUUUAUUUGUGUCUAAUUCUUUUUCUCCCACUUAACAGUUGACGUUCUCUUGACUGGACUUCUCGGUAUGCUCCACAGUCAACGUUACUUAUUAACUGAUGUCACCCUCCUUUUCGAGUGUGACAUGGACAUCUAGACCCAAUUUUUGGAUCAUUAAAAUGGCAUUAUGAUGAACAUAUGAU
Desarmillaria tabescens is the source of this 1335-nucleotide messenger RNA. Its product is annotated as RlpA-like double-psi beta-barrel-protein domain-containing protein-containing protein. The transcript is spliced from 7 exons. The record is from RefSeq and is a predicted model, not a curated record. Bases 179 to 1003 code for a protein of 274 amino acids. NCBI's taxonomy places the organism in Eukaryota, Fungi, Basidiomycota, Agaricomycetes, Agaricales, Physalacriaceae.